This is a messenger RNA of Poecile atricapillus (Black-capped chickadee), 1554 nucleotides long. RefSeq names its product leucine rich repeat transmembrane neuronal 2 (gene LRRTM2). NCBI's taxonomy places the organism in Eukaryota, Metazoa, Chordata, Aves, Passeriformes, Paridae. The record is from RefSeq and is a predicted model, not a curated record. The transcript has 2 exons. Gene Ontology annotation, molecular function: protein binding. The coding region runs from base 1 to 1554 and encodes 517 amino acids.
AUGGGCUUACAUUUCAAGUGGCCAUUAGGGGCUCGUAUGCUGGCAGCACUAUAUGCAAUGAGUAUGGUUUUAAAAAUGCUGCCUGCCUUGGGCAUGGCUUGUCCACCAAAAUGUCGCUGUGAGAAGCUGCUCUUUUACUGUGACUCUCAGGGGUUUCACUCAGUGCCAAACACCACUGAAAAGGGCUCGCUAGGUUUGUCACUGAGGCACAAUUUUAUUUCUGAACUUGAAAGGGAUCAAUUUGCAAGCUUCAGUCAACUUACUUGGCUUCACUUAGAUCAUAAUCAAAUUGCAACAGUCAGAGAAGAUUCUUUUCAAGGACUGUAUAAACUUAAGGAAUUAGUCUUAAGUUCCAACAAAAUCUUUCAUUUGCCAAACACAACUUUUAGCCAGCUGCUUAACCUGCAGAAUUUGGACCUCUCUUUUAAUCAGUUAUCCUCUCUGCACCCCGAGCUCUUCUACGGCCUUCGCAAGCUACAGACCUUGCACUUGCGAUCCAACUCCCUGCGGACCAUCCCGGUCCGCCUGUUCUGGGACUGUCGUAGCCUGGAAUUCCUGGAUUUGAGCACAAACCGCUUGCGAAGUUUGGCUCGCAAUGGAUUUGCGGGAUUAAUCAAGCUGAGGGAGCUUCACCUAGAGCACAACCAGCUGACAAAGAUUAAUUUUGCUCACUUCCUCCGGCUGAGCAGCCUGCACACGCUCUUCUUGCAGUGGAACAAAAUUAGCAACUUGACAUGUGGGAUGGAGUGGACCUGGGGCACCUUAGCAAAGCUUGAUUUGACUGGAAAUGAAAUCAAAGCCAUCGACCUCACCGUCUUUGAAACUAUGCCUAACCUUAAAACCCUCCUCAUGGAUAACAACAAGCUCACCACUCUGGAUUCCAAGAUCCUGAGCUCGCUGACAUCCCUCACCACCGUGGGCCUCUCCGGCAAUCUGUGGGAAUGCAGCCCAAAGAUCUGCUCCUUGGCCACAUGGUUGAGUGGCUUCCAAGGUCGGUGGGAGCACUCCAUCCUCUGCCACAGCCCCGACCACACCCAGGGAGAGGAUAUUCUGGAUGCAGUGUAUGGUUUUCAGCUUUGCUGGAAUUUAUCGACUGUGGUUACCCCCGUGGCUACGACGUCGUACACAGCUCCAACUACCGAGUACACGAAAAGAAUAAGCUCUUCUCAUUUCCAUGUGGGAGACAAAGAGAUUCCAACUACGGCAGGCAUGGUCGUUACCACCGAAGAACAGUUCCCCGAGCCAAACAAUGCCAUCUUCACUCAGAGGGUAAUUACAGGAACAAUGGCUUUAUUGUUUUCUUUCUUUUUUAUCAUUUUUAUAGUGUUCAUCUCCAGGAAGUGCUGCCCUCCCACACUAAGAAGAAUUAGGCAGUGCUCAAUGAUUCAAAACCACAGGCAGCUCCGAUCCCAAACGCGGCUGCAUAUGGCCAACAUGUCAGACCAAGGACCCUAUAACGAGUAUGAACCCACCCACGAAGGACCCUUCAUCAUCAUCAAUGGCUACGGACAGUGCAAGUGCCAGCAGCUGCCCUAUAAAGAAUGUGAAGUAUAA